Messenger RNA from Papaver somniferum (opium poppy), 1618 nucleotides. Its product is annotated as probable acyl-activating enzyme 6. The record is from RefSeq and is a predicted model, not a curated record. The transcript is spliced from 2 exons. NCBI's taxonomy places the organism in Eukaryota, Viridiplantae, Streptophyta, Magnoliopsida, Ranunculales, Papaveraceae. The coding region runs from base 16 to 1593 and encodes 525 amino acids.
UUUGUUGUUUUUCUAAUGGAUUUGUUAAAACCAAGUCCAGCAAACUCAUCACCAUUGACACCACUAGGGUUUCUGGAAAGAGCAGCAACUGUAUAUGGUGAUUGCACAUCCAUCAUUUACAAUAAAACAACUUACACAUGGAAACAAACAAACCGUAGAUGUCUUCAACUCGCUUCAUCUUUGAAAUCAAUGGGUAUUCAACGUGGAGAUGUCAUCUCAGUUUUAUCACCAAAUCUUCCUGCUAUGUAUGAACUUCAUUUUGCUGUACCUAUGAGUGGCGCCAUAUUGAACACUAUUAAUACACGUCUCGAUGCACAUGCUCUUUCAGUAAUACUUCGUCAUAAUGAAUCAAAACUCGUAUUUGUUGAUUUUCUUUCUCGUUCCUUAAUUCUUGAAGCUUUUUCUCUCUUACCAUCUGAGAACAAAUCUCCUUCACUCAUCUUCAUCAUGGAUGAUGAGGUAAACUCAACCUUAACCGCUGAUUGUAUUGAUCUUGAUUUUACUUAUGAGGGUUUGAUUAAUAAAGGUGAUCCUGAUUUCAAGUGGGUACGACCUAAUAGAGAAUUGGAUCCGAUGGUGUUGAACUACACAUCCGGUACGACAUCAUCUCCUAAAGGGGUAGUCCAUUCUCAUCGUGGUCUAUUCAUCACGACCCUCGAUUCUCUAAUGGAUUGGUGUGUACCGAAGCAACCCGUCUUUCUCUGGACCCUGGCAAUGUUUCAUUCGAACGGGUGGUCUUUUCCUUGGGGUAUGGCGGCCGUUGGGGGGACUAACAUUUGUCUACGUAAAUUUGAUGCUGCUUCAGUGUAUGGGUUGAUCUGCCAACACAGCGUUACGCAUAUGUGUGGCGCACCAGUUGUGUUGAACAUGUUAGCAAACAAUCCGAGUAAGGAACCAUUAUCAGACCAAGUUCAAAUUUUAACUGCCGGAGCUCCGCCGCCUGCGACGGUACUCUUUCGAAUCGAGUCUCUUGGAUUUAUAGUUAGUCAUGGUUAUGGAUUAACCGAAACAGCUGGAUGCGUCGUGUCGUGUGCAUGGAAACAUGAGUGGGACAAAUUUCCCGCAACAGAACGUGCAAGGUUGAAAGCGAGACAAGGUGUGAGAACAAUAGGAAUGACUGAAAUCGAUGUGUUAGAUCCUGACUCCGGUUUGAGUGUUAAACGAGAUGGUUCUUCUACUGGUGAAAUCGUUUUACGAGGAGAUGUGGGUGUGAUGCAUCCUGAUGGGUAUAUAGAGAUAAAAGAUAGAUCUAAAGAUGUGAUUAUAAGUGGUGGAGAGAAUAUAAGCAGUGUAGAAGUUGAAUCAGUGUUAUAUUCGCACCCAGCAAUCAAUGAAGCAGCCGUGGUAGCUCGACCAGACAAAUUUUGGGGGGAGACACCUUGCGCUUUUGUGAGUUUAAAGUCCAAAUUCAACAGUCUUUCUGAAAAUGAUAUCAUCGAGUUUUGCAGGGAAAAGCUGCCUCAUUACAUGGUCCCGAAAACAGUUAUUUUUGAAGAAUUUCUUCCUAAAACCACAACCGGUAAAAUACAGAAAUUUAAGCUUAAGAGCAAAGCUAAAAACUUGGGUUUAAGUCGCGUAGAAAGUCGACUUUAAGUGUUUCUACCAUGAGUUUAUUCGA